AUGGCAUCGACAAUCACGUCGGGGACGGGCUCGAUCGUGUUUGAGCGACGGGUAGCCACGCGCAUCCACAAGUACCACUGGCCAGCCGUGCAGCUCAAUGUCUGGAUGCUCGUCAUGCUGGCGGCGGCCAGCACCAUUAUCGGCGUGUUUGCGACCUUUAUCUAUCAGCAAGAGAUCCUGGGCCUGAGCGUCCCGUGGUAUUUCCCCUACUUCAUCACCGUCGGUGCCCUCACCAUCAUCUACAUUGCCAUUUUGCUGUGGCUCAUUUCGCAGCGGCGGCUGCUGCCCUCGAUUGUCAUCAUUGGCGCCUUUAUGUUCUUUGUGCUAUGGAUGGUGGGCCUCAUUGUCGUCAGUAUAGAGCUCUGGGGCCCCACGGGCUCCGUCAAUGCCAACUGCAAUCUGCUCGUCUUUGGCCAGGACCCUGGCAGCAGUAACCAAGAGAGAUUGGCCUGGCUGCAACAAAGAAGUAUAUGCCAGUCUUGGCAAGCCCUGUGGGCUUUCGCACUGAUUGGGUGUCUUUUUCUUUUGUGGAUAAUGAUUAUGGCUGUCCAAGUAUUCUACGACUCUUGA
Messenger RNA from Pestalotiopsis fici W106-1, 570 nucleotides. RefSeq lists its product as uncharacterized. Lineage: Eukaryota; Fungi; Ascomycota; Sordariomycetes; Amphisphaeriales; Sporocadaceae. The transcript is spliced from 2 exons. The coding region runs from base 1 to 570 and encodes 189 amino acids. The record is from RefSeq and is a predicted model, not a curated record.